Morus notabilis is the source of this 1337-nucleotide messenger RNA. RefSeq lists its product as uncharacterized. Gene Ontology annotation, biological process: response to heat; protein complex oligomerization; protein folding. The transcript has 7 exons. NCBI's taxonomy places the organism in Eukaryota, Viridiplantae, Streptophyta, Magnoliopsida, Rosales, Moraceae. The coding region runs from base 147 to 1073 and encodes 308 amino acids. The record is from RefSeq and is a predicted model, not a curated record.
UUCACUCCACCACCGCUUUACAUUCCCAUCAUUCAUCAAUGAUCAGUGAUUUUCUCACUCUUCAACUUCUCAUCUGAUCUGCUAAACUCAGCAUUAAUCCUUUUUCUUUGUCUGUUUGUUUGUUUCCCAAGAAAUCGGCCUGGAAAAUGGAGGCUCAAGCUGUCAGACGCAGAAUCAACACGAUCUCAGCUCACUUUGCGCCCACUGAUGAACUCUCCGCCACUCACGUCCUUCCCAUGAACUGCAGCAGCACUUUAAACUCUGUGAUCCGAAGGUAUGAUAACAAAAUGUAUUUUGCACGGCAAGGAUCUGCUUUUCAAGCUUCUUUCAUGAGGCAAGGGUCAAAUGAAGAUGUGCUUGAGACUGGAAACACAGAUUCCUACAACACUUUAAACUCUAUGACAACUGGAAGGCGUGACAGCAAAAUGUAUUUUGCACGCCAAGGCUCUAGUCACCAAGCUUGUUUCAUGAGGCAGGCAGGCACUGAAGAGGUUUUACCAGAUCAGUCGGGCACGCCUCUCAAAUACUGUAGUUGUGGAAAUGAGUUUUCCUAUUUUGUUUCUCAAGAAGAACCACUGUUUUCUAGACCUUCAAGUACAGGGAAAAACUUCUCCACAGCAGGAGUAAUCCAACCCGCCUUUCAAAGUUAUGCAUUAUCUGCAGCUGACCCUCCUAAGUUUGCCAUGCCAAGCGGUAGAAUCGGUCAACAGAAAGAGACAUACACCAAGGAGGAAACGUACUCUUCUACAUCUAAUGUAAUUGAGUGGUCCCCAAAAUUGGAUAUUGCAGAAUCGGGUCGCACCUAUGUCAUCACCGUUGAGAUUCCAGGUGUCAGUGUCAAAGACAUUAGAGUGGAAGUUGAUGACAAGAAGUUAACCGUAGCUGGUAAGCGCUCUACCCAGUAUUUGAAGGUGGCAGGUUGCACAAAUGACUCCAUCUCUGCAUAUCUCAGAAGAGAGAUUGUGCAAGGGCCAUAUGAGGUUGUGUGGCCACUUCCAGCUAAUGUGAACAAGGACUCUGUCUCAGCCGAGUUUCUGGAUGGUUUUCUACGAGUUGUUAUUCCUAAACUUUGAGAACCUUUGGUGGAUGAAGCAAAUAUUAAUUACAUAAAGGCUCAUAGCUGAGGCAACGUUCCAGCACCGUGAACAAAUGUCUAGUGGCUUGCAGUAUAAAAUAUGAUAAGAGAUGUAUCACAGUUAUAUAUAACCUCGGAUAAAGUAUACAUGGUCAAUCUUGCUUUAUUAUGUACUUGAGUUAUGAAUCCAUGUGUUGCUAUGAGUUUACUCUAUAAGUACUGUUAUAUAUAUAUAUAUACACAUAUAUUAUGAGUACUGUUA